Hermetia illucens (black soldier fly) is the source of this 6953-nucleotide messenger RNA. RefSeq names its product MAP kinase-activating death domain protein (gene Rab3-GEF). Gene Ontology annotation, molecular function: guanyl-nucleotide exchange factor activity. The coding region runs from base 356 to 6583 and encodes 2075 amino acids. The record is from RefSeq and is a predicted model, not a curated record. NCBI's taxonomy places the organism in Eukaryota, Metazoa, Arthropoda, Insecta, Diptera, Stratiomyidae. Gene Ontology annotation, cellular component: cytosol. The transcript is spliced from 26 exons. Gene Ontology annotation, biological process: regulation of Rab protein signal transduction; regulation of apoptotic process.
GAGGUGGAUACGUCCGUGAAAAGUCGUAAAAUGAAAGGCGUCCGCUAAACAUAGUGAAAAUUUUCCCUUUUGCAAUAUAACUGGGUCCAGUUUUCUUUUCUGCUUCUUAUGUAAAGUGUGAGUGCCCUACGCGAAAAAAGUGAUAAAAAUUCACUAAAUCGCGACUUUUUUAAUAAUGUGUGACGGAAUUUGAUAAGAACAAUCGUUUAGUAAUUAAAUGUGAUGUGUUUUUGCUAUGGAAAUAGUACUAAUUGUGAGAAAAUCGGAGAAACGUGUUACAGUAGGUGGUGUGAAAAAAUGCUGACGAUCGUUCAUUCAGUAGGAUCUAUCCAUAUCAUCUAAACUAAGAACAAUCAUGGCUGAACAACAAAGACAGUCACUGUGCCCUCGUCUUAUCGACUAUUUGGCGAUAGUUGGAGCACGAACGAGUCCCGUGCAACGCGGAGCUAGUGGAAAUGUUAACCAUCCUGUUCAAGUCCCGGAGUUACUUCGCCGAUAUCCACCUUCAGAUCAUAAGGACUUUCCCUUACCUUUGGAUAUGGCAUACUUUUGUCAACCAGAAGGAUGCAUCAGCGUGGGGCCUCGUCGAACAGGCUCAGCAGUUCGUGAUGCAACUUCAUUUGUCUUUGCUCUAACUGAUAAGGAUUCGGGGAAAACUCGAUUCGGGAUUUGUGUGAAUUUCUAUCGUCCCAUUGAGAAACAUGUGCCUGGUGCAAGUGGUGCGCCUCCUGGCGCUAGAGGACGUCGCAGCUCGGCCUUCCGGCGAGAAUCGUGGAGAAAGAGCAUGGAACGUAGUUCUGACUCUGCAUUUAGCAGUUUUGGUGUCCUCAAUAGCUAUGGCAUUUUAACUUCUUCCAGCGACUACAGAAGUAAUAUAGCGCCCAGCGAUUCGGAUCGUGACUGUCCGAGUCGUCGUGAUUCCGAUCCGCCAGGACACUAUCAUCAACAGGGGCAACAAAUGCAACAGCAGCAAGGACAACAAUCCCAAUAUCAACUGCAGCAGCCACCCCGAUUGGGAGUGACAGCACCAAGUGCUGACUCUGAGUCGGGUGGUAGCCAUUCGCCUUCGCCACGUGCCAGAAAAAGGACAAAAAUACGAAAUCAAUCUUUAACGUCUCUUUGUAUAGUUUCUCAUCAUCCCUUCUUCACGACAUUUCGUGAAUGUCUAUUUAUUUUGAAAAAAUUGAUUGAUGCUUGCAAUGAAUCGUCCAGUCCAAGACGUGUGGGUGCUUCAAAGCAAAUAGGAAGGGACAACGUUUGGACUGUGCUUGCAGGACAUGUGACAGAAUCGACCCCGUCAAUAGUAUUACAUGACGUUAAAGAAAUUGAAACUUGGAUUUUACGCUUAUUAUCCGCUCCAGUUCCUGUGCCUGGCUCAACAAGAGUCGAAUUAGAAAUCCUUUCACCGUCGGUCCAUGAACCAUUACUGUUCGCGCUGCCGGAUCAUACGAGAUUUUCUUUAGUUGAUUUCCCAUUACAUUUACCUUUAGAGUUAUUAGGAGUGGAUACAUGCCUUAAAGUUCUUACAUUAAUUCUACUAGAGAAUAAAGUUCUUUUUCAAUCACGUGAUUACAAUGCGUUAUCAAUGUCGGUAAUGGCUUUUGUGACAAUGAUCUAUCCACUGGAGUAUAUGUUCCCAGUUAUUCCAUUGCUACCAACAUGCAUGAACUGUGCUGAACAAUUGCUCCUGGCACCAACACCCUUUGUUAUUGGUGCUCCAGCAUCCUUUCUGAUGUACAAGAAAAAUUUCAGGUUGCCAGAUGAUAUUUGGUUGGUAGAUUUGGAUUCGAGUAAAUUAACAGCACCAAGUGGAGGUGCUGAGGAGAUUCCUGUAUUGCCUGAGCCCGAAGGAACCAUCCUAAAAAAUCAUUUGAAGCAGGCUCUCAGUUCGAUGUCAGCAAGUAACACAGCUGCUUCACAACAACAACUCAUGCCGUCUAUAAGGGAUAGCCUUCAGCAACCUCCUGUGCUCAACGUGUCAUCAUCGAAGCUUCCGCUUCAGGAUCCACACUCGCCACACAGCCAACGGAACUCGUUUUCAAUGCAGGGUGUUAACCUAUCCCGGCAGCCCAGUCCGGUUGCUCCACCUCCUGUUAAUCCGUUCAUCUAUGGAAGUGAUAUUGACUCAGUUGAUGUUGCGACACGAGUUGCAAUGGUCCGUUUCUUCAACUCACAAAAUACACUAGCGAAUUUCACCGAACACACACGAACUCUUAGACUAUAUCCUAGACCUGUAGUUGCUUUUCAAAUCAACAGUUUCCUAAGAUCACGUCCACGUGCCUCCAACUUUCUAAAUAAAUUUGCCCGAACUCAAGCUGUUGAGUUCUUAGCGGAAUGGUCUUUGACGCCGACAAAUGUUGCCUUUUUGAGAAUACAAACUGGCGUUUUAGAUCCAAUACAAAUAGGGGAUAAAUCCAAAUGGUUUGCCCAUACCUUGACACCAAUACGAUUUUCUGUGUGGGAUGAUGGCAGCUCAAUGAAUGGUGCAUUGCGCCUGCUGCAACAAAUGGAUCGACAGGCUACAGAUGAAAGUGGCUCGGAUUCAGAAGGUGGUGAAAGCACUAGUUCGUCGUAUUCAUCCUUGAGUGAUUUUGUUUCGGAAAUGGUAUCAUCCGACCUAUCGCCCUCAAUACAUGACGUGUUUGGAGCGCACUACCAUCAUAAUGUUCCGCAGACAAUGUCCUCAAAUUUGGAUCCGAAGUUAGUCUAUCAUCCACCAACCAAUUUACAAUUCCCAGAAGGAGUAGUACCGUCUUCCAAAGAAGAAGUGGAACGAGCCGAUUCGCCACAGUCCACUUCUUCAAGCCGUUCAGAUUUAAGUUCUCCUAGUUUCAAUCGUGAUUCUGAAUUCGAAUAUCCACCAAAAGAUAAACUUGCACAUCCGCAAGCAACUCAUGCAGAAAAGGACAUCAGUCGUGACACUAUUGGCGCGACGAUACCAGCUCCAACGACAGCAAGUAGUUUUGAAAACGAGUCUGAUUCCAAUUCAACGACAACUGCAAAAACCGUGGUUUCUGGUCAAACCUCCGCCGAGGCGAAAGGAAAAACCACGGGUCCGCCUCUGAGUCCAGGAUUAGUUCGCCAGCCAAGCGUUGGAAACGUAUUAGCCCGAACAACUAGUUCAGGUUCAAGCACAGGAAGUCCUACCAUUCAACAUUCCGGGUCUGGUACGCAGCGGCAAGGAUCGCAGAGUUCACUCUUUGAACAUUUUGCAUCACAUGCCAAGGAACUUGUUCGCGAAACUACUCGCCAAAGCAGUCAGGAUGGGCUUUUGGCUCAGGUUGACAAGAUAAAAGAUCAAACAGUUGGGAAAAUUGUUGAAGAAGAGGGAAAAUUCAUAGCGCCUUUUGAACAGCUCACAUUACAUGCCAAGAAGGCUGCAGAGGAAGCAUCAAAACAGGCUUUGGAAGUUUCGAAACAGGCAGCUGGUGUCAGUAAAAAUACUCUUGAAGACCUCACGUAUGUAGGGAAAUCGACAUUAGGCGAUCUAAGUAGUAAAGCCAAAGAAGCAGCCACUAAGAAAGGUCUGAUGAAGCAUGGCGAUCACCAGUAUCCAGCUGCUCCAGCAACAACAUUAGUAUCUCAGAAGCAGAGUGGCAUCAUUCAAGGCACUGGAAGAGAUUUUUUUUCGUCCAUUGGCACUGAUUUGAAUGGAAUCGCGUCAUCUACAUCAACCAUGUUCUCAGAUCUGUUUGGAGGAAAAAAUAAACAACAAAGAACACAGCAACCAGUUGGCAAUGCUCCCAAACAACAAGGAAAAACUGGUCUUUCGUUUGAUCCUUUCCCAGGGCGUAAAGGAUUGGUUGAACGUACUCCAUUGAUUAAGCACACAGGACCGAAGCAGACUCAGGAAGAGAUUCAAAGGCAGCAGAAUCAGGAACGAUCGCACAGUAAUUCGGAAAAUCAAGCUUUCUUGAAGGACCUUAUUAAUCAAGUGCUAGCCGGGGAAGGUGUUGGUUGGCUCAAGUUGAACAGGCUUAGGAAACUCAUGGAAGAUGAAUCGUAUAGGAUGUUAGUUCUUGGCAAAUUAAAUAAAACUUUGGACAAAAAGAUUGCUCCGGAUGAUCAUAUAGACGAUGUUUGCAUUCCCAAACCCGUAUGGAAAGGAAUCCUGAAAUGUCUGCAGGCCACCGCGUCCGGUCUUGAUCAUACCUACUCAAAUUUUGGCUUAGGUGGGAUGGCGUCUGUUUUUCAAAUGAUGGAAAUUGCUCACACUCAUUUUUGGAGUCGCGAAAUGAUGGAAUCUACCGACAUGUCAGCCAGCCUUUUAUCAAGUCAAACUGCUAGUCCAACUGGGAGUCGAGAAAACUUACGAUCACCGCAAAGCCCGAAUGAAGUAAUGACGACAAGUUGCGUCGACUGGGGUUCAGCUGGUCAUCAUGGUACCUCUACAAAUUUACGUAAAGGAUCGUUGAGUGUGGAAAAGUCGGCAGUACAAAGAAGGUCAUCGGCAACUGCUGAAACACAUGAUACACAACAAUCGACAACUGAAAUGUUUAAGGAUAUGUUAACGCAGAAACGAAACAUGUUACUGAGCAAGCUGACAUCCUUUGAUUCUGAAGGAACUGUGCAUGGUUCAUCUGGUGCUCUAUCAGUCGCUAGUGAUGUUCCACCAGCACAUCACAGCGGUCCUCUCAUACCGUCGAUAAGUUGUCGAUCUACAGUUUCUGAUACGGAAUAUGAAAACCUGAAUACUAAAGAUACAAAGGCUCGAAGUGGAAGUUUGUGGUCUGGGAAAUCAGCUUUGAGUGCAGGUUUCCGAUACACUGGUGGACAUCUUAUUACCACGUCAACUUCACCUUCACCAGAUUCGCCUAGAGUGUACCUGUUUGAAGGUCUUCUGGGUAAGGAUCGUUUAAUGUUGUGGGAUCAAAUGCAGUUUUGGGAAGAUGCUUUCUUGGACGCUGUAAGCCAGGAGCGAGAUAUGAUAGGAAUGGAUCAAGGUCCUGGUGAAAUGAUGGAGCGGUACAAAUCCUUGAGUGACUCAGAACGAAAACGCUUAGAGCAUGACGAAGAUAGACUUCUUUCAACAAUGCUGUUCAACCUAACAGCUAUUUUGGUGAUGUUGAAUGUUAAUAAGGAAGAAAUUAAACGCAAAGUACGAAGACUGCUAGGCAAAAGCCACAUAGGUUUAGUUUAUUCUCAGGAAGUACAUCAUUUAGUUGACCAAAUACAUAAUUUGAAUGGUAACGAUAUUGACCUGAAACCCCUUGGAUCACGCCUUCUCCAUAGGCAAAGUUUCAGCGUUCACCAAGGGGUUGACGGAACUAGUCCAUUGCGAUUCCUUGAAGUGCGUGAUGAUGGUUUGGUUUUGCGAUCAGUGAAUGGAACAAUAGUUGAACGUUGGUGGUUCGAACGCUUAGUUAAUAUGACAUACUCACCAAAAACAAAAGUUUUGUGCUUGUGGCGGAAAAAUGGUGGUCAGACUCAACUACAUAAAUAUUACACAAGAAAGUGCAAAGAAUUGUAUAAUUGUAUAAAAGAGGCUAUGGAACGUAGUGGUAUGCCUGCGAAUGUACCUGAAUUAGGAGGAGAAUUUCCAGUUCAAGACAUGAACACCGGUGAAGGUGGCUUACUUCAAGUUUGUCUCGAAGGAGUUGGUUUGUUGUUUGCCAAUAGCAAGGACUUUGAGUUUUUCGUUCGGUUGGAUCAUAUACGGAAAUGUUUCACGCAGAAAGGAGGGAUUUUCGUGUUGGAAGAAUACAAUCCGAAGACGAGGCAGCUAAUUCAACGAAAAUAUAAAUCAACAAUGGCGGAUCAGAUAUGUUAUUCUGUGUUAUGCGUAUUCUCCUAUGUUGCGGCUGGGCAAGAUAAGAAAGGUGCCCAUGGAGCAGCGAGCCAUCACACGUCGCAUAGCCAGAAGACAAACAUGCCAUCGCAUUCCAUUCCGACCGUAAAACCUCAUAAUGUUCAACCAACUACAAAACAACCGACUCAACCGCUACCACAACAACAACAGACGAAAUUACAAACUGUGACGGUCAAGCAUACCUUCCAUCCACAGACUCCAACUAUCACCACCACCACUGUUCAGCCUCAAACGAAAGUAUCUUCUACAACGACAGCAAUGCAAUCAGGGUCUCAUCCUCACCAUCAGCAGCAUCAACCCCAACAACGUUCACCACAUCUUCCAUCGCGAGCUAGUCUCCAACAAUCUUCAUCAGUAUCAUCGUCAAAUGAACCACCACAUUCCCCAGUGAAAAUACCUCAAAUUCCACCACGCAUACCAUCACAGAGUUCAGUAGAUCAGAAAUCUCGAGGUCCUCCACCUGCAAUCCCGCCGCGAACUGGCACUGGCAUGGUUACAAGGAGUGGUUCAGUGCAAGUUCCACCAUCAGGUGCUUCAUCUUCUGGUACGAUAUCCAAACAGCCCCUUGUCAGGCAGGCGUCCGCUAACUCAAUCCCACCCCAAUUCACUCCACAACCCCCACCGCCAUUUGUUAUUCCACAUAGGCGCAGUUCUUUGAGCAGACAAAGUUCGGUAAGUAGUAAUAAUAGUAGCACAACUGGAAGAAAUGGAGGAGUUGGCUCCUUUGGGCACGGUGCUGCCGGGGGAUCUCCGUCUCAAACGAGGAAACACUGACAACGACACUCCCUUUUUGAAAUGGGUGAGGAUCAUAAGGUUUGCUCGUCCUACUGCUUACCAUGGCUGUAAACCAUGUUUGAUGGUAUCGUAUUUGUAUGAGAAAUUAUAGAAUGAAACCCAGCGCACAGAAAUUAUUGAACUAACUUGGAAAAAAAAACAAUAAUUAUUGCUCUAGGCAGUGUUAAUUUUCUAAAAACACGACUGCAUUGUUUAGAUUCGAUAAAAGCUUUAUCUUGUAACAAAAACCUAGGGAAACUAUUUGAAAGAGGAUCUGCGCUCGUUAGUCUUCUGAAACCGUUCAGAAAUUUUGAUAUAAAAUUAAAAAUUGUGGCGAAAAGUUUUAAUAAUCACACGAUUCAAUAAAUAA